AUGGAUUAAGAAAGAACUUUGAAGAAUUUACUUGAAAAAAAAACUCUUAAAUGGAUUUUUGUUGGCGGUAAAGGAGGUGUUGGAAAAACCACAACUUCUUCUAGUUUAGCAACUUUAUUAGCAUAAAAUGGAGUUAAGGUUUUGAUUAUUUCUACUGAUCCAGCUCAUAAUUUAUGUGAUUGCUUUGAUUAAAAAUUCAGCGGAAAAGAACCUACUCCAGUAGCAGGUAUUGAAAAUCUAUGGGGUAUGGAAAUAGACCCAACAAUAGAUCCAAAUUCCCUCAAUUUUCCAGAUUUUGAAGGUUUUGAAACAGAUUAAUCUACUAAAAACUUCUUGUCUGAAAUUAUUAGCUAAGUUCCUGGUAUUGAUGAAGCUAUGAGUUUUUCUGCUUUAAUUAAAUCUUUAGAUAAAUACAAUUUCGAUGUUGUUGUAUUUGAUACAGCUCCUACAGGACAUACAUUAAGACUUUUGAACUUCCCAAAUUUAUUAGAAAAAGGUAUUGAGAAAAUCAUAGCUUUAAAGAACAAGUUUUAAGGAAUCUUAUCAAGUAUUGCAGGUUAAUAGAAUUUUGAUAAAUUAUUUGGUGAUUUGGAAGAAAAGAAAAAAACAGUUUAAUUAGUUGUUAACUAAAUGAAAGAUCCUAAUAGAACCACCUUUGUUGCAGUUUGCAUUCCUGAGUUUUUAAGUAUGUACGAAACUGAUAGAUUAGUUUAUGAAUUAGCUAAAUAUGAAAUCGACAUAUAAAACAUUGUUAUCAACUAAGUCCUCUAUCCAAAUGAAACCUGCAAAAUGUGUAGGUCUAGAGCAAAAAUGCAAAAGAAAUAUAUGGAUUAAAUAUUAGAAUUAUAUGAAGACCUUCAUGUUGUUAUUGUUCCUCUCUAAGAAUCUGAAGUUAGAGGUGUAGAGAAUCUUAAAAAAUUCUGCUAGCUCCUUCUAACAUAGCAAGAAAUCCCAAAGAUACCUGAGUGA
Messenger RNA from Tetrahymena thermophila SB210, 969 nucleotides. RefSeq names its product TRC40/GET3/ArsA family transport-energizing ATPase. The record is from RefSeq and is a predicted model, not a curated record. Gene Ontology annotation, cellular component: GET complex. Lineage: Eukaryota; Ciliophora; Oligohymenophorea; Hymenostomatida; Tetrahymenidae. The transcript has 8 exons. Gene Ontology annotation, biological process: post-translational protein targeting to endoplasmic reticulum membrane. Gene Ontology annotation, molecular function: ATP hydrolysis activity; ATP binding.